This is a messenger RNA of Ceratina calcarata, 1388 nucleotides long. RefSeq lists its product as uncharacterized. The record is from RefSeq and is a predicted model, not a curated record. Lineage: Eukaryota; Metazoa; Arthropoda; Insecta; Hymenoptera; Apidae. The transcript is spliced from 4 exons. Bases 585 to 1388 code for a protein of 267 amino acids.
CGCACCACGCUGAGCGCAGCGCCACAGCCACAAUUGGCCACAAUUUUCCGUGACCUGCGAAGUGCGACGACGUGCGUGCAUGCGACGCGUGCGACGGCAGCCACGAUUACUCGCUCGCACACAACUUCGAGUCCACUCGAGAUACGCCUACUCCGAACUAAUAGUCACCACCGAAUCGAAAUUGAACGUGUCAUCGAUAGAAACGGACGACAAGCGAUCAUACUGUUAUCAUUUGCGUCGAAAUUCGACCGAAGUCUCUGUUCCCUUCGCGUGUAUACGUAUGUUACGACUAUAGAAAUCUCCGAUCUCGAGAGACAUCUUUACGCGCUUUCAGCGCUCCAUUCAAAUUCGGUCGAGGAAGCACGAUGCCUAUAACGGUGGUGUGCGCGAUAUUCGACUGACGAACUCUGAUCGUUCAUUCAUCCUACGGGAACAGGAAUUGAAUUAGAAUGCAAACAACACGUUCUCAAUUCGAGACGAACGAAGCCCAUAUUCUCCGCAAACCAUUGAUCCGCCCUGCCCGCUUUCACGAUAGUCAUUCCUGUUUCACUCGACCCAUAGUAAUAUCUGCGUAACCAGCGACAAUGGACGAAGAAGACGAAGAGGAGGAGGAGGAGGAGGAGGAGGAGGAAGAAGACGUUUCCUGUAAUCGCGACGCUCCAAACGUGGAUCAUAAUUCGGGAAGAUUUCAUGUAUUUCAAGUAGCAGCAACAGAACGUUCCUCGGACCUAAUCGUGUCAACGAAAGUUGAGUCUGGUCGAAAAACUAGAAGAGAGGCUUCAACAGUCGCCACUCAGACUUCUCUGACUUCGUUUCUCGUUAGCUGUGAUCGUGAUAAACGUCUUAUCGACGCGGCGACAUCACCUUUCCAUUUUAACGAAGAAUCUCGCGAAAACGUACAGUCCUUUUCGUCGGCACUCGUUCGGAAUCAGCUGGCAUUGAUCGCGCUCGGUCCAGAAGCCGCGGCGGCACGACCAUUGGCGCGGUCGCGAUCGGGAGACUCUACUUUGCACGUAUCCACCCCGUCGUAUUCAUCGGGCAAAUGCGAGCCUAGAAGCGAGAUUUUGACCCUGACCACCGAUUACGAUGCUCCGUCACCGGAUGCGCGUAGUAGUAGCACGUUCGUAGACGCGACCGAUCAAAACGCCAGCCGAGGUUCGCAUUUACCUGUACGAGAUCCGCGCGAGCCUCCUUGUCUGUUAGACUCGACGUUGAACUUGCCGGGUGCAGAAUCGACGAGCGACGAUGAGUUCGCGCAUGGGAUAGAUCGUCGCCGCCGCCGAUGGAACAUCGUCAGAUUGUUGAACAGUUGUUUAUGCGUGCAUGCCGGCAGUGACGAAGUAUUGAACGCCUAUGUAAAACACAAUCUAUUAUUUCGUCCGAUAUAA